This is a messenger RNA of Aethina tumida (small hive beetle), 2049 nucleotides long. Its product is annotated as BTB/POZ domain-containing protein 6. Gene Ontology annotation, cellular component: cytosol; P-body. Lineage: Eukaryota; Metazoa; Arthropoda; Insecta; Coleoptera; Nitidulidae. The coding region runs from base 33 to 1883 and encodes 616 amino acids. Gene Ontology annotation, biological process: neurogenesis. The transcript is spliced from 2 exons. The record is from RefSeq and is a predicted model, not a curated record. Gene Ontology annotation, molecular function: protein binding.
UUUUGAAAUUUUAAAUUUAGCAAUUAGUUCAAAUGUACCCUGCUUGUGGCUUAGUCAGUCGACUGCGUAGUUCUGGUGUGUUUGCUAUGCGACAUUGGGACUACCUGUUGUCAUGUAGACACGUGUUGGCGCGAACUGUCAGUAACAGUUUAGUCAUCAACUGGAGAAGUUUUGUGACGAUGUUUUUUGUGAACGGUAAACGUAGAUACUUGCAGCAGAAUGAGCAACACAGUUUGUUAAUGGAUUUUGUUGAACGUGACGUUUUCGAAGACUGUCAGAAAAGUAAUGGUGAAAUUAAGGUCCAUUUGCCAGUUCCUUUGCAUAAACCAUUUCCUAUUUUAAAGGAUGACAUUUUGUUGGAGUUGCCAAAGGCCAAAGCGAAAUAUAAAGAAGAGCAGGCUAAAUGUCAGGUUAUUUAUAAGAAGUAUAAACAAAAUAUCAUUCGAGAAAGAUUUGGAAAAACUGAAUACUUGCACAUCCCCAAAGGUCUAUUAAGAUUUUACCAAAUGAAGGAUCCUGAUCCAAUGUUUGAUUUUGACUAUAAUGCUUAUUAUACUGGUGGAUUUUUGGAAUGUUGCAGUAUUGAUGGUAAAACAGGUUUAAUCAGGCCCAAUUGCAAAAACAAUUUGUGUGUUACCUUCUUGAAUAAGUCAAAGAAAACACACAAAAUUCCUUUCAAAACCAAAACAUCUAUUUAUAAUAUUUUGGUCACAGAACAUUAUUUGGCAACCAGAGAAAAAAACUGCAUUAGUAUUAUAGAAAUAAAUGACCUGAAGGAAGUCAAUUUAAAACACACAAUAGAACACAAAUUGGGGUUUUUUGACGCAAAAAUGCACAAAGAUGAAACAAAGCUUGGCACCCUAACUAUAGACCUAAGACUACAAGUAACAGACUUAACAACAGGUAAACACAUGAGAACAUUUGCAUGCAACAAAGACAAGUUUGGCCAGUUCACAUUCAGAGACACAAACACCUUUUAUGCUGUGACUGGAAGGGAAAUUUAUCUUUUCGACCUGAGAUCCAGAGAUAGAAACGUGCACGACUUAAAAUUGGGCGAUUGUAACCCUCUUUGCAAUCUAGUUUUGCACAACAACGAUUUGUUUUUAUCCUCCAGACAUUAUUUAUUGAAAGCAGACACAAGAGAUUUUGAAAAUGUGGAUUAUUACUCACACGCUUUAAACUCGAUGCCUUGUUACUUGCAAGUUUUACCUGAAAAAUGUUUGGUGUGUUGUGCGGGUCAAAAAGAGACACAGAAAUGUUUAUACACUGGUUUGCCUUUGCCUCUUUCAAUGCCCAGCUUAAAAAGGACGUUAAGAGAGUGUCGGCUUAGGAAAGACAUACUUUUAAACUUUACCGUGGAUGAACGCAUCGACUAUUCGAUUGCCGGCCUAAAACUAGUGUUGGAAGACGACGAACCUGUCGUCUACUACAGUAAUUCACUCGGGGAAAUAUUCAGGCAACAAAUAGGGAGGAGCACUGACGACUGGGACGAUGUGAUUGAAAAAUCCUCAGAGUUAAUGCAGGAGUGGGUGGAGAAUCUGCCUAAAAAGACGCCGGUGGUCAACGCCACUAACAUAGCUGAAGCUGGGCGGUUGAGGUUCGCCCUGACCAGGGUCGAACCGUCCAGGAAGGCGUUUACGGCGCCAGGCAAUGCGGGAAAGUUCCUGGAGGAUUACGGGAAAAAGUAUGAUGUGGAUAACAUGGAUGGGUUGGCCAAGGAGUUUAUGAAGGUGUGGUUCGAAGACGAGGAAAGAGAGGAUGAAAGGGAGAAGAUCGCACCUGAGGAGCCCUACUUCAGCAAGGUCCACAACUGGAUCCAAGGACAGGAAUUCAACGACAACAGCUUUCACAGCUUCUUCGAAUCUGAUCAUUCAAAUCUCUGAAUUAUUAUUUAUAGUUUGUAAAUAUUAUUAUUUAGCAAGGCAAGGCGGGGGCGACCUCCAUGAUCACAUCGCGGGCAUCGAUGAUCAAGUUCAACACCAAAUUUAUCGAGGGGGGCGUCGACACGACAAAAAAAAUGUACUGUACGAGGCAAGUGUUGCGAAUCAC